Molecule: messenger RNA, 4079 nt
Organism: Heterocephalus glaber (naked mole-rat)
Lineage: Eukaryota; Metazoa; Chordata; Mammalia; Rodentia; Bathyergidae
Gene: Pik3ap1
Product: phosphoinositide-3-kinase adaptor protein 1
Biological process (GO): signal transduction
Cellular component (GO): cytosol
Molecular function (GO): signaling receptor binding; phosphatidylinositol 3-kinase regulatory subunit binding
Source: RefSeq, a predicted model, not a curated record
CUGUCUCCACCUGGAGCAGGAAGCUGUGCGGCUAGCUGGCCAGCGGCCGGGGCCGCGUGGGUUCUCACUUCCCCUCCCCAACGGCCUCGGGUGCAGGUGCCACGGGCGAGCCGGACAGGCGGGGCGGGCCCCCGUGGACACGCCCUCGCGCGAGUCCUCACAGCCAGCCAGGAGGAAGCGCCAGAGCUGCUCUGGUCCUUCGUGGAGCCCGGGCGACCUCCUGCCCCGCGCUCAGGGACACCGCCCGGCCAGGCUCCGGGCCCCGGCACCGGGCACGCCGCAGGCGGGGAUGUGAGAGCGUCCAGCGGCAUGGCAGCCUCAGGGGCGCCCCGAAGAUGCGACAUCCUCACUGUCUACAGCCCGGACGCCGAGGAAUGGUGCCAGUACCUCCAGGACCUUUUCCUGUCCAGUCGGCAGGUCCGCACCCAGAAGAUGCUGACGCACAGGCUGGGCCCUGACGCCUCCUUCUCGGCCGAAGACCUGCUCCUCUUCCUGGGCGCCCGCUGCGUGGUGGUGCUGCUCUCGGCGGAGCUGGUGGAGCACUUCUACCGGCCGGCCCUGCUGCCGCUGCUGCAGAGGGCGCUGCACCCCCCGCACCGCGUGGUCCGGCUGCUCUGUGGGGUGCAGGGCACCCAGGACGAGUUUCUGCCCUUCUUCCCCGACUGGGCCCACUGGCAGGAGCUCACCUGUGACGACGAGCCCGAGGCCUAUGUGGCCGCUGUGAGGAAGGCCAUUUCUGAAGAUUCUGGCUGUGACUCAGUUACUGACACAGAGCCUGAAGAAGAGAACCACUCAAAGCGGCAGAGUCUGCUGACGACGGAGGCUUCUGGGAACCUGAUGGUGGUACAGCCGGACCGCAUUCGCUGUGGGGCAGAAACUACUGUUUACGUCAUUGUGAGAUGUAAGUUGGAUGAGAGGGUGGCAACAGAGGCAGAAUUUUCUCCCGAGGAUUCUCCCUCUGUACGGGUAGAAGCCAUGCUGGAGAAUGAAUACACAGUUUCUGUGAGGGCUCCUGAUCUUUCAUCUGGGAAUGUUUGUCUGAAGAUAUAUUCUGGGGAUUUAGUGGUAUGUGAAUCCAUUAUCAGCUAUUAUACUGACAUGGAAGAAAUCGAGAAUUUACUGUCUAAUGCUGCAAAUCCUGUGGAAUUCAUGUGUCAGGCCUUUAAAAUUGUGCCCUACAACACAGAAACCCUUGAUAAACUGCUAACAGAGUCCCUGAAAAACAACAUCCCUGCAAGUGGACUGCACCUUUUUGGAAUCAACCAGCUGGAAGAAGAAGAUAUGAUGACAAAUCAGAGGAAUGAAGAGCUGCCUACCUUGUUGCAUUUUGCUGCGAAGUAUGGGCUGAAGAACCUCACUGCCUUGCUGCUUACCUGCCCAGGGGCCCUCCAGGCAUACAGUGUGGCCAACAAGCAUGGCCACUACCCCAACACAAUCGCUGAGAAACAUGGCUUCAGGGAUUUGCGGCAGUUCAUCGAUGAGUACGUGGAGACUGUGGACAUGCUGAAGAGCCACAUUAAAGAAGAGCUGAUGCAUGGAGAGGAGGCUGACUCUGUGUAUGAGUCCAUGGCCCACCUGUCCACAGACCUGCUCAUGAAAUGCUCCCUCAAUCCUGGUUGUGACGAGGAGCUUUACGAGUCCAUGGCUGCCUUUGCCCCAGGGGCUACUGAGGACCUCUAUGUUGAAAUGCUUCAGGCAAAUACAUCUAACACAGUCUCCGGAGAUGGUUUCUCUAGACCUACUAAGGAUUCUAUGAUCCGCAAGUUUUUAGAAGGCAACAGCAUAGGAAUGGCUGGUUUGGAGAGAGAUCAGUACCAUCUUGGUGAGGAAGAAGAUGUUUAUCACACAGUGGAAGAUGAUGAGACCUUUUGCAUGGACCUGGCCAGCAGGCCCCCUGUCCCUGUGCCCAGGCCAGAGGCCAGUGCUGCAGGUGCUCACCAGCUGCCUGACAAUGAACCAUACAUUUCUAAAGUUUUUGCAGAAAAAAGUCAAGAGCAGCCUGGGAAUUUGUAUAUUUCCUCAGAGAGCCUCCGGAAAGAGUCGCCUGUCAGACUAUGGAGAGACAGGCCCCAGUCAAGUAUAUAUGAUCCAUUUGCUGGGAUGAAGACGCCAGGCCAGCGGCAGCUCAUCACUCUGCAGGAGCAGGUGAAGCUGGGCAUCGUCAAUGUGGAUGAGGCUGUGCUGCACUUCAAGGAAUGGCAGCUCAACCAGAAGAAAAGAUCUGAGUCCUUUCGCUUCCAGCAGGAGAAUCUUAAACGAUUAAGGGAUAGUAUCACCCGAAGACAGAAAGAGAAACAGAAAUCAGGAAAGCAGACAGACUUGGAGAUCACAGUCCCCAUCCGGCACUCACAGCACCUGCCUGGGAAAGUGGAGUUUGGAGUCUAUGAGAGCAGCCCCAGGAAAAGUGUCUUCCCCUCAAGGACAGAGCUAAGGCGUGGCGACUGGAAAACAGACAGUACCUCCAGCACAGCGAGCAGCAUGAGUAACCGGUCAAGCACACGGAGCCUCCUCAGUGUGAGCAGUGGGAUGGAGGGCGACAAUGAGGACAAUGAAGUCUCAGAAGUUACCAGAACUCGUAGUCCGGGCCCGCAGCAAGUGGAUGGAACUCACACAGUACCCUUUGAGAGGCCCCCCAGGGUGCCUCCUCGAGCUGCCUCACAGAGGCCUCCAACCAGAGAGACCUUCCAUCCUCCUCCACCUGUUCCACCCAGAGGUCGAUGAUUCUACCUCCUAAACUCUGCCUACUUCAGAACAUUAAGACUUGCAAUUUUCAGCCUGUUAAUGAGGUCUUCAUGUUGCAUUUUCUGGUGUGGCUGUUGAUCUUAAGAUCCACUCUGAUGGUUUGGAUUAUCCUUGAAGAAGACAUUAUCAAGGCAUGAAGGAGUGAACAAUUAAGGACUCUGUUCACCAUCAUCAAGCAUAUUGAUCCAUAUUCUUGUUUGCCAGAAAAAAAAACAAACUUAAAUCAGGAUACUUACCUCUACUUUCCCAUAUCAGAAGCCUAAUAAGAUUGAUCAGAAAUGUACUUACAAGUGAUUAUACUGUAAUGCACUUAUAUUAGUCCUUAUGUAUUUGCCAGCCCAGCCUAAUUUCUUGAAAUGAUUAUGAUAUAGGUCUCACAGUAUUCAAGUAAAAAAAUAAGUGGCCUAAUUUUAAAAUAAUUCUUCUGCUUGCCCAUAUGUGCAGGAGGGUCACAUACAGAAAACUGAAAAAAACCUUAAAAAGGUACAUGUCUUAACUUCUUUUGUAUAGAAGGCAAAUCUGAGCUCCCAUAGAAAUCUAGAACCAUGGGCUGAGAUGUAGCUCAGCACCACAGCGCCUGGGUGGCAAGCUCAAGGACCUGAGUUCAAUCCCUGGUACAAAAAAACCCCUAAAAAACAAAAACCUCCAUGAAAUCUAGAACCAAGAGAUCUCAGUUGUUUAGAGGAAGAGAUCAGUCUACAAUCUAGACCUAUUGAUUUUAGAUCAUCAUACUUCCCAUCUCUGGCAAGCUAAUUCCUCUUUCCUUCAAGGUAUUCCCAGAUGUAGAAAUUCAUCAGUGACUGUAAGUCUUCUGGAAGUUUCCCCUUUUCACAUCUUCUACGCAUCAGAUACUAAGUACUUUCUUCAAUUUGGACACUUAUACCUCAUUAUGCUUUCAAAACAGUGAUAUUGCCAAGAGGCCAGUGAAAAUGGUUAGAACUAGAAGCAUAGGAUGCCAAGGACCUCACUUAUUUGCUCUGUUGCCUUUUAAGUCUUAGUUCUAGCCAUAAAGAGAGGGGAGGAUCCUUGAUUUUCUCUGCUGAAGGAUCUGAAGAACCUAAAAUAGAAAUACUUUGAAUAUUUUAUUGUACUUUAUUCUUAUAUUAAAAUAAAUAGAAAACAUAAAAUUCAAAGUGCUGAUGAGAAGCCUGGGUCUCAUGAUUGUGAUGCCCCUGUGUCAGGGAUGGACCUGAUAGAGAGCAACAAAUCAAUACCUACAUCCUCUGUAGAUAUUUGUUGAACAUCCAAGCUGUUUGAUGGUGCAAAAAAGAAGAAAAGAAUCUGGAUGAAAUACUGAGACCAUGUUAUCAAAGAAUGUUUCUAAUGGUUGGAAAAAA